Molecule: messenger RNA, 1391 nt
Organism: Drosophila bipectinata
Lineage: Eukaryota; Metazoa; Arthropoda; Insecta; Diptera; Drosophilidae
Gene: Syx18
Product: syntaxin 18
Biological process (GO): retrograde vesicle-mediated transport, Golgi to endoplasmic reticulum
Cellular component (GO): endoplasmic reticulum; SNARE complex
Source: RefSeq, a predicted model, not a curated record
UCUCGGCAGGACGGUCACACUUGACUGGACCGAUGAUGUGGAUUUAAAAGUUAAAUAUUUGUAAAUAAGACCUAGGACACAAAAUGGACAUCACGCAGCAGUUUAAGGCGAGCGUGAUGACGGUGCGCCUGCAGCGCAAGACUGAACUGGCCGCUGCAUCGGCCGCUAAGCCCAAAACCACUUCUGCUGCGAUGGCUACUAAAACAACGACGACUGGUCCAAGAGAUGACUUCGCCAAGCAAGCGAAGGAUGUGUGUAACAAAAUAACUACCCUACGCAAUGUGCUGAUCGAGAACAGGACCGCCUACAUGCGCAUAGGACAGCACCUGAAGAGCGCCACUCACAUGACAGACGCUCAACGGGAUCUGAUCGACCGGGAGUCGGAGAAGUUCGUAACUUUCUAUACGCAGCACCUGGCCAAGAUGCGCACCGAUUGGAAGGCGGCCAAGCGGAAGCCCCAGGAGCGGCAGCAUAUCGACGCAGUUUUGGAUCUGCUGGUCAGCUAUUUGCACAGCGUGGAGCAGAUUUAUUUGGAUCAGAAGAAGUACCGAGUGCAGCAUGAGCUGGAAACCUACAAGCUGCUUAAGUUAGCGGCGAACAAAAAGAAAAUACCAGCGCGACCUGCGACCGGUAAGCUGGGCAGACGUCUCACAUCCCAGGACGAGCAAGAAUCUAUGGAACCUUCUUCAAACGGACUUGAAGAUGAGGCGGCGGACAACGACUGGAACAACGAUAGCUGGGGCGAGUGGGAUGAUGGAGAUGAAGAGGAGGCGGACGGGCAUUCGGCGGAGAAGAAUAUACCACAGAGUGCCACUCAGCACAAGGCGCGAGUACGAAAGCGGAGCAAACUUAACCAAAGUGGUCUGAGCGACUCCUCGGCGAAGGUGGCACUCGAUGAUGAUAUCCAGAAGACGGCGCAGCAGGAGGCGGACGACGAGGAUCCGCUCAGUGCCGAUGACAUUCAACUUUUCGAGGAGGAAAACGUGCAUAUCUACAAUUUUCUGCAGGGGGUCUCCGAGGAAGUGGAUCAGAUCGAAAAAAACGUGGUGGACAUUGCACAGCUUCAGGAUAUAUUUACAGAAAAGCUUGCAUUGCAGCAACACAGCAUCGAACGCAUCGAAAGCGCCGUGAUUGGCAGCACAGAGAACGUGAAGGACGCCAAUGAGCAGAUCCGCCAGGCCACUCAACGAAACGCCGGACUGAGAGUGUGGUCUCUGUUCUUCCUGCUGGUCAUGUCCUUCUCGCUGCUCUUCCUUGACUGGUACUAUGACUAGGCCCCAUUUUUAGACCCCCUUAUAGGAAGCGGAUAGAAAACACUUUUGUUAUCGUUUGUUCGCAUAAAUUGUUUAUUACAUUAUUUAUAAAUAAAAAGAAAUUAAUAACACGGUUUA